Molecule: messenger RNA, 1738 nt
Organism: Rhipicephalus sanguineus (brown dog tick)
Lineage: Eukaryota; Metazoa; Arthropoda; Arachnida; Ixodida; Ixodidae
Exons: 11
Coding region: 1-1692 (563 amino acids)
Molecular function (GO): phosphatase activity
Source: RefSeq, a predicted model, not a curated record
AUGGCCGAAUAUGCUGAAGAGUGUUGUCAGCUCGCACGCUCAUUCACGGCGGAUAAUCAAGCCCUCCAAAAAGAUCGCCAUGACCGUGAUGUGGCCCCGGACACUUUCCCCGUCGGCUCUCUCGUGCGGCUUCGACUGCCUUUUCACUCUCCUGGCCUGACUCCCAAGUUUGCACCGAAGUAUACCGGCUCUUACCGCGUCAUCCAGUGCCCCUCUCCUAUCACCUAUGUGAUUGAGCCGGUCCAGCCGUCCACGGACAAGCGCCGUCUUGGUCGUGAGACGGUCCACCAAUACACAAAGAUGGCUGAAUUUAAUGGACUGUUUGUGAACGUCCUCUUCAAUGCCGGCACAGGUCUGAGCCGUUCGGCAAGCACCACGGGCGUGAAGACAAGAGCAGCCACUGCAGCUAGGUUCAAGCCAGUGUCGCAUGUUAUUUUCGACAUGGACGGCCUUCUUUUAGUUCCUCUUGACAAGCUCUUAGAAAAGAUAACGCAUGACUCUGAUCUUAACGCAGGGUUAGCUGGCUAUUACCAGCACUACAUCCGCAACUUUUCCGAGAUCGCUAGCCCUCUCACCGACAGUCUGCGAAAGAAUAAGCCGUGUGACGCAAGUGACCGGGGGAUGGGUGCAGUGCUCAGUCAGAAGAGCGAUAAUGAUGAAGAGCAUCCGGUAUUAUUCGUGAGCCGAAAGUGCUAUUUGGCAGGGUCGCGGUUCCUCAUAGAAACUGACCAUUGCCCAUUGACCUGGCUGCGUAACAUGUCUGCAAAGAACGGCAGGUUGCUUCGCUGGAGCCUUGCACUGCAGGAACACGCCUUUGAUGUAAGCAAGGGAUCCUGGAAAGACGUUGACUUUAAAACACGAGCGCAGAGACGCUCGAGGCAUGCUACCAGAAACAUUGAAGUAGCACGCUACCUUGAACCUGUAUAUAAUGUAAAUAAACAUUCCUGUCAACCGCACCGGCUCCUCUUCUCGACAUCUCCCCGGGACUUUGGCUGGCUCCGGUCUUAUGGGCAGACCCCCGACUACAUCAACGACACGGAGAACUUGUACACUCGUGCGGCGGAGACCGUGGCUUCGCGCUACGGCAAAAAGUUUACAUGGGAGCUCAAGAAGCGGGUGAUGGGAACGCCGGAAGCUGAUGCGGCGCGCACGACCAUUGACUCCCUCGGCCUGCCCCUGACACCGGAUGAGUAUAUGGCGGCACUGGAUCGCAUAUUUCAGGAGACGUUCCCCAAGGCCCAGCUUAUGCCUGACGCCGAAAGGCUGGUGCGCCACCUACACGCGCAUGGCAUCCCCAUCGCCAUUGCGACCAGUUCCAAGCCGUCCUCGUUCGUUCUCAAGAUGACGCGACAUCGCGAACUCCUGGCCUUGUUCCAUCACGUGGUCUGCUCGGGUGGGGACCCCGAAGUGAAGCGGGGCAAGCCGCACCCAGAUAUAUUCCUCGUCGCCGCGUCCAAGUUCGACGAAAUGCCACCGCCGGAGAAGGUCCUUGUGUUUGAGGACUCAGUGAUGGGCGUCACGGCUGCCCUGGCUGCCGGCAUGCAGGUCGUUAUGGUUCCCGAUCCUCGUAUCGACGAAGAGAAGCGGCGUCUGGCCACGACUUCCCUUACCUCGCUGCUCGAGUUCAAGCCCGAGCUCUUUGGUCUUCCACCUUUUGACAUUCCUGCACAGGAUCACAACAAUACGAAAUGACCAUUACCGUGCUUGUGUAUCUUUUCUGCCUCGCCUGUAAACAUUU